Messenger RNA from Anolis carolinensis (green anole), 5200 nucleotides. RefSeq names its product nuclear FMR1 interacting protein 2 (gene nufip2). NCBI's taxonomy places the organism in Eukaryota, Metazoa, Chordata, Lepidosauria, Squamata, Anolidae. Bases 153 to 2255 code for a protein of 700 amino acids. The transcript is spliced from 4 exons. Gene Ontology annotation, molecular function: RNA binding. The record is from RefSeq and is a predicted model, not a curated record. Gene Ontology annotation, cellular component: nucleoplasm; cytoplasmic stress granule.
GGGGCGCGCUCGUCUUGGGCCCUGAGCGCGCUCCCGAGCCAACGAGGAACUGCUGCUGGUGCUGCUCGGCUGCUGCUUCUCUUUGAUUAUUAUUAUUAUUUUUGGGGUCUCCAAGAAGAGAAGAGGCCAGACCAGAGCCAAGGGGCUUUUCAAUGGAGGAGCAGCACUCUCUCCCUUCUUCCUCCUCCUCCUCCUCCUCCUCUUCUUCCUCUGCAUCGCACCACCACCCCCAUCAUCCCCACCACCACCACCAUCACCACCACCACCACUACUAUUACUACAACCACAACCACCACCAGCACCAUCAGCAUUACGAAGCAGCAGCAGGAGGAGGAGGAGGAGGAGGCGGCAAUGGGAAGCAGCCUUUGGCCCCACAGAGGAACCCCAAAAACGAGCCCAGGAACGGAGGAAGUGGGGGGACCUUUGGGGCAAACCCCCAGGCAACGCAGGAGACGACCCGAAGGAGAACAGGCUACGGUGAGCUGAACGGAAACGCUGGGGAGAGGGAAUGCUCCCUGAAAGGCCUGAAUGCCGGUGAUGUGUCCGGUCCGAUUUCUAGGGUCACCAAUGGCAGUCAAGGAGACACUACUUUCACCCUGAAACCGAUGGCGAAAGGCGUCCCUUUUGGGAAACCGGGGCUCAAGCCUAAGGGCUUCCUUCCAAAAGCGGGCAUGGACAAGAAGAGCGAGAAAUGUUACGAGAGCAAGGCGCGGGAGGAGAAGUCGGAGGUGGUUUCGAUCCCGAACGGCGUUGUGACGAACACUUCCUGCUACAUCACCAACGGUUACGCCGGCAAAGGGGCCGACAAUGAUGGCAGUGGGUCAGAGAGUGGCUACACGACCCCCAAGAAGCGGAAGGGACGCCACAACAGCAUCAAGGGCUGCGAGAGCUUGGAAAAGAUAGCUCCGCAGGACCCUCCGGUUGUGCCGGAGCCGGAAGGCUUCAAACCCGAUGGCGAUGGGGAUACAAAAGCAGGGAGUCACAUUGAGGGACUAAAGCCGGCGUGGAAAUGCGAGGGGGCCACUAUGGGGAUGGGACGCGGCAAGCCAGGCACAGUGGAGGUGCCGAGGAAGAACUCGGACACCAAAGUUGGCAUUGUGGGCAAGAAGUUCGAGGAGCGGCCCAAGGGGAAGCCCGUCUCGGCCUCAAAAGAGGACUCCUGGACCCUCUUCAAGCCGCCACCCGUUUUCCCCGUUGACAACAGCAGCGCCAAGAUCGUCCCGAAGAUCAGUUAUGCCAGCAAGGUGAAGGAGAACCUGAAUAAGUCCGCACAGAACCCCACGUCGUCCCUGUCGUCGUCCUCCUCCUCUUCUUCGUCAUCUUCCUCUUCUUCCUCUUUGUGUUUAUCAUCCGCCACAGACGGGCCGCUCCCGACUCCCAACCGCCUCUCCCAAGUCCCCAUGUCUGCCAUGAAAUCGGUCACUUCGGUCAACUUCUCCAACGGGCCGGUUCUCGCGGGUGCUGACAGGGGCGUCUCGUGUCCGGCGGGGACCCAAUCGCUGCUCGUUCCCGCGUCCGGCGCCCUCUUAUUCACCCCUUCUGAGUCGGUGCCCCCUGACACGGCGUUGGGCGAACCCAAGCCGAGCCUUUUAAUCUACCCGUCGAAUAUGCAAGCCCUCCUCCUCGAUGCCGCAAGCCGAGCCGAGUCUGCUUCUUUCCAGGGCCACCUACAGCAGAAUCUGGGGGACAUUUUCCAGAACAAGUGGGGCCUGUCGUUUAUCAACGAGCCCAGCGUGGGGCCGGAGAAGCCGGCGGAGGGUCAGGCCCCAGAGGUGACAUUUCAAGGGGAGUUCCCCGGCACUUUGGCCGCUCCGACGGGGCCCAACCCACCGCCCGCCUUCCCCAAGGCUUACGAAUUGGACAAACGGACUUGUCCGCCGCCGCUCCUGAACAGUAUCCUCAAGCUGGGGACACCUGGCGAUGGAGGCGGCGGAGGCGGCUUCUUUUUGGACUCCCAUCCUCCGGGGGGACCACGCCUGGCCGACCUGGGGGGCCCCAGCGGGCCCUUUGUCUUUCUUGCCAAGGACUGCCACGUCGAGAACCGGCUGGCUUCCCCUACGAACAAUUUGUUAGCCUCCGCCAAAGAACAGAGGUACCCGAGAGGCCUAGAACGGAAAGAGAGUUGGGGCGACUUCGACCUGCGGGCCGCCGUUCUAUAUCAUACUCAAGAAAUGGAAUCUCUUUGUAAUUUGCAAAAACAAGAUCCCAAAAGGAUAAUCACGUACGACGAAGCCAUGGAUCGCCCAAAUCAAUGAGAGAAAGAGAAAGCCUCACCCGUCGCAUCGGCCCCAAUCGGGUGCCAUGGCCGCCAGAGCAACCUUUGGGGCGACGGCGGCCAAAGGAACCUCGAACUAGGAUAAUAUAUACAAAUGUAUCCAUAUAUAUAUAUAUAUCGGAAUAUAUAUAUAUGAAUGAGUUACUUAAAAAAAAUAAUAACAAUGGACUCUGGGCAUCAGGAGACGGCAUUGGCAGAGACUCCCUUUACGCAGUUUAUUUAAAGCCUUCGGUCCUCGCUUCUUUCCUCCCUCCAUGGCUUUCUCUUUCUGUUGAUCCCGUCUAUAUUUUGAAUAUAUUUCCCACCCUCCAAAAAAAAAAAACCAACGUUCUGCCAGUCGGUUCUGGACACUGUCGAGAUUAUUUUUUUCUUUUUUCGCUGGGAUUCUGCAAUCGUCGGUAACACACUAAUCGCAAGCAAACGAGGACAAGAUCCUUCUCUUUUCAGCUGCCGGGAUCCUCAAAAGAAAAAGGAGUUGGAAGGGUAGACUUUGCAGGGUUGUCGUAUGUCGUUUCUCCUUCCUUCUGUCAUUUUCCAGAUCGGGAGAAGAUGUCGGUCUUAAAACACUCAUUUCAUCUCUCUUUUUGCACCUUCUCUCAAAUGAAUCCAAAAUGCGAAAUAUGGACCUAGAUGGCCCCGGUUUCGGGGUCGGAAGGGGAAAAUGGUCAUCUUCAAAUAUAUCCUGCCAUAUUUGCACCAUGUCUUGUUUCUCCCGACAGAAAGUCUCGACUUAAGUCACUUCCCGUUUGGGAAAAUUUCCGGGGAACACAAAACUUCUCCUGUGGACUUUGGUUCCUUCCCGUGAGACCUCUCCUUAGACCUAAGAUUGAUAUUUAGAUGCAAAAUAAUUAAAAUGAAUUUAUUUUCAGUCUACGAGCUCCGCCAUCCCCACCCCGAUGAACCCACCUCUGGUCUAGAUUCGGAACGUUUUUAUUUUUGGCUCAAUAUUCAGGGUUGUUCGGAUGUCAGUUUGUGUGUUUGUCCUUUUCCCAUCUCCGCUCAUUGUAUUUCUGGAAGCAAGCAAAACAGACAAAAAAAAAUUAGAUAUUCAAGUCCAGGUUGAGUCUCCGUCGUCCGAAGUGUUUGGGAUUUUGGAAUAUUGAUGCAUGAACGUAUGAUAUAUCUAGAUAUAUUAUACCCAUGCAUUCUUUUACUUGAAGUUGAGUCCCUUGUCAAGGCAUAUUUCAGGUUUAAGCUUCUAUGUGUUUGCAAGAAAACGAGAAAGGGGUAAAUAUUUGUCUCCUUGAGGUUGUGCGAGUCCGUUUUGCGUGUCUGGUUUGUGGGUUGAAAACGCACCUCUCGACCCACAAAGGUGCAUCACUCUGUGUCUUAAAGCUUAGAUCAUCUUGAAUUUGGAGCCUCGAAUCGGACGUUGGCUCGUUGUCCUCAGCGUUGUAUGCCUUUUUCACCCACAAAGCCUCGCCUGAGAGCAAGACCAGGGUGAAGAAGGGCCAACGGGGUGCUAAACCUUAGAUCUAAAGUAUAAACGGUUUGUGUAAUCCGCUCCGAGGCUUGUGGUGGGCCCUUGAUGUGGUCCCUCGGGUCGUAUUUUACAUUUUGGCCUCUUUUCAUGUUGGGCUCUCUUACUUAUCCAUGAAGUCUCAUUCGCUGGGCUUGGCUUUUGGGGAGCAUUUGGAGCGUUCAAAUUUGAGCCGCCUUUGCCUGCUUUUCGUCAAGGUGCAUUGGCUUUGCUUUUAGACCUGGCUUUAGUGCUUGUAGGCCUGGCUUUGAUUCGUUUAGAUCCAGUUUUGGUUCUUUUCGGCCCGGCUUUGGUUUUUUUUUAACCCGGAUUUCCUCCUUUUAGGCCUGGCUUGAGUACUUUUAGACUCGGCAUUGGUUCUUUCAGGCCUGGCUUUGAUUCGUUUAGAUCCAGUUUUGGUUCUUUUAGGCCCGGCUUUGGUUUUAUUUAAACCCAGAUUUCCUUCUUUUAGGCCUGGCUUGAGUACUUCUAGACUCAGUUCUUUUAGACUCAGCAUUGGUUCUUUCAGGCCUGGCUUUGAUUCGUCCAGAUCUCGUUUUGGUUCUUUUAGGCCCAGCUUUGGUUUUUAGACCCGGAUUUUUAGACCCGGAUUUCCUUCUUUUAGGCCUGGCUUGAGUACUUUUAGACUCGGCAUUGGUUCUUUGAGACCUGGCUUGAGUUCUUUCAGGCCUGGCUCCAGUUCUUUUAGACUCGGCAUUGGUUCUUUGAGACCUGGCUUGAGUUCUUUCAGGCCUGGUUCCGGUUCUUUUAGACUCGACAUUGGUUCUUUCAGGCCUGGCUCCAGUUCUUUCAGGCCUGGCUUUGAUUCGUCUAGAUCCAGUAUUGCUUCUUUUAGGCCCAGCUUAGGUUCUUUUAAGACCCAGAUUUCAUUAUUUUAGGCCUGGCUUGAGUUCUUUCAGGCCCGGCUUUGGUUCUUUUAGACUCGGCAUUGGUUCUUCAAGGCCUGGCUUGAGUUCUUUUAGACCCGGCUUUAGUUCUCAUCGCAAAAUCCUCCCCAUUUGAACCUUGCUGAAAUCAAUGGUGUGGGUAAAAGACAAACCUCUCAUCCCUUAAGCUUGAUAUUUUCGUGAGUUAAAUGGUGAGAAAUCCAAGCUUGGCUUCCUUCUGUUUUGUUGUUCCCCUUCCUUGGGUCUGAAUGGGCUGGCAUUUGUGUGUGUGUUUGUGUGCAAGAAAAGGCAUAGAUCCGAGUUCAAGUCUCAGAACCCCUUCUUUUCCCUAAACCCUCCAACCAUUGAAAAGCUUCAUUCUGAAUUCUCUCUCCCUUUUGCAACGGUUCUCUGACCUUUUCAGCUAUCCCGCUGCCCCCCCCCAAAUCUAUUUUAUAUUUUAAUGAAAGAUAUAAAACUUUUAAAAAGAGACGGAGAGAGAUGUGUGUAGAACAAAUAAAUUAAAAAGAGAGAGAGAUGCUACAUGAUGUAAAUUGUUGAAUAAACAUUAUAAGUUUC